This is a messenger RNA of Etheostoma cragini (Arkansas darter), 1738 nucleotides long. It is a transcript of the gene uqcrc2b, whose product is annotated as cytochrome b-c1 complex subunit 2, mitochondrial. The coding region runs from base 118 to 1497 and encodes 459 amino acids. Gene Ontology annotation, molecular function: metal ion binding. Gene Ontology annotation, cellular component: mitochondrion. NCBI's taxonomy places the organism in Eukaryota, Metazoa, Chordata, Actinopteri, Perciformes, Percidae. The transcript is spliced from 14 exons. The record is from RefSeq and is a predicted model, not a curated record.
GUGGGCGCCCGCUUAUUGGCUCAGCGGUACUUUUGUGGAAGGCGCUGGGCAUUCUGGGUAGGGCACUUUCAAGCCAGCCAUAUUGCUAAAUCGCCUUGACUGAAGGAGAGAGGGGAGAUGAAGGGGAUUCGGGGAAUUAGUCAGUUAUCGAGACGGUUCCAUGUGGCUGCCAGAGCAGGCCAGUCCCUCGCCCAGCCUCUUGCUGGCCUCAAGCUCUCUCCAGGGGGUGCACACUCCUUAAAGGAUAUCCAUGUGACCAGACUGCCCAGUGGACUGGUGAUUGCCUCCUUGGAGAACUUCUCUCCAGCCUCCAAGAUCGGUGUGUUUGUCAAGGCCGGCUGUCGCUAUGAGACCCCUGCCAACCAGGGGGUCACCCACCUCCUCCGGCUGGCCUCCAACCUGACAACCAAAGGAGCUUCAUCUUUCAAGAUAUGCCGUGGUGUUGAGGCAGUGGGAGGCAGCCUGAGUGUGACUUCAUCCAGAGAGAACAUGAUCUACACCGUUGACUGCUUGAGAGAUGACAUUGACACAGUGAUGGAGUAUUUGAUCAACGUGACAACAGCCCCAGAGUUCCGGCCAUGGGAGGUGUCAGACCUCACGCCCAGAGUGAAGAUGGACAAGGCCCAGGCUGCACAGAGCGCUCAAAUAGGCGUGAUCGAAGGUCUGCAUGAAGCUGCCUACAAAAAUGCUCUCUGUAACUCCCUGUACUGUCCUACCCACAUGGUUGGCAACAUCCAGUCUGGCCAUCUGCACCAGUUUGUCCAGAACAAUUUCACAAGUGCAAGAAUGGCUCUUGUUGGACUUGGUGUGGACCACACGGUGCUAAAGCAAGUUGGCGAACAAUUCCUCAACAUCCGCAGUGGGACAGGCACCACUGGGGCCAAGGCUCAGUAUCGUGGAGGUGAGAUCCGUCUGCCCAGCCUCAGCAGCCUGGUCCACUCAGCGGUGGUGAGCGAGUCAGCAGCUGCGAGCACCAGCGAGGCUCUGGCCUUCAAUGUGCUGCAGCAUUUGCUGGGAGCUGGUCUGCACGUCAAGAGGGGCUCAGGUGCCUCCAGCAAACUGGUCAACGGUGUUGCCAAGGCAACUGCUGACCCCUUUGAUGUCAGUGCUUUCAACUCGGGCUACUCGGACUCUGGUCUGUUUGGGGUCUACACCAUUUCCCAGCCUGCAGUUGCCGGUGAUGUGAUUAGGGCCGCUCUUGCCGAGGUGAAGGCUGUCGCUGAUGGUGGAGUCACAGCUGCUGACCUUACUCGGGCCAAGGCCCAGCUAAAGGGGCAGUUCCUGAUGUCCCUGGAGACUUCAGAGGGUUUGCUGGAGGCCAUGGGCACCCAGGCCCUGGUCGAGGGAUCCUACUGCACCCCUGAGCAAGUCUCCAAAAACAUUGACAACGUCUCCUUGACUGAUGUCGCCAAUGCUGCCAAGAAAUUUGUGACAGGCAAGAAGACUAUGGCAUCCAGCGGAAACCUCAUCAAAACGCCCUUUGUGGAUGAGAUCUAAAGUCUUCUUCAUCACCUCAUACUGUACCUAACUCUGAAGGCAAAGCAGAAUUUGAUUCAUCUACGUUGACGAAAACAAAACAAAGCAUCGGAGGGAAAUAACACCACUGGGUAUUUAUAGGUGUUGUAACAGUCUAUUUUAGGUGAUGCUGCUCUGGCGUAUCACAAUGUCGUGCUGCACUCAUCUGCCAACGUGAACUGUAUAGCUGAUGUAAAAUAAUGAAUAAAUUCUAUCUACCUUA